AUGCACAAGCCUGGUGAUGUGAUUCUGGGUGGGUUGUUUGAAGUCCACUACACCUCCGUGUUCCCUGAGCUGACGUUCACCUCAGARCCGAAUCAGCUCAGCUGCCAGGGCCUUGACCCUCCAGGGUUCAGACAUGCCAUGACCAUGGCCUUUGCUAUCGAUGAGAUCAACAGAAGCGUUGACCUGCUGCCUGAUGUGACUCUGGGUUACAGUCUGUAUGAUAACUGUGCCACGCUGGUGAUUGGAUUCAGUGCUGCGUUGUCUCUGGCCAGCGGUCGAGAGGAGCACUCUCUGCUCCAGGAGACCUGUGUGGGUCCUCCUCCAGUCCUAGGGAUUGUGGGUGAUYCMUUCUCAACGUUUUCUAUCGCCACCUCUGAUGUGAUAGGUUUAUUCAGAUUGCCCAUUGUGAGUUAUUUUGCCACGUGUUCCUGCCUGAGUGAUCGUCAAAGAUUCCCRUCUUUCUUCAGAACAAUACCAAGUGAUGCAUUUCAGGUGCGUGCCAUGAUUCAGAUACUGAAACAUUUUGGCUGGACAUGGGCAGGUCUGCUGGUCAGUGAUGAUGACUAUGGACUCCACGUUUCCAGAUCUUUUCAGUCUGACUUGGCUGCGUCCGGUGGCGGUUGUUUGGCCUACACAGAGACCUUACCCUGGGGUGACAACCCAGUCGAACUAGGGAGGAUUGUGGAAGUGAUGAAGAAAUCCACAGCUCGUGUGGUCAUCGUGUUYGCACAUCAGAUCCACUUGAUACAAUUAAUGAAAGAGGUGGUGAAGCAGAAUGUGACAGGCCUGCAGUGGAUGGCCAGUGAAGCCUKGACAUCAGCUGCUGUGCUACAGUCRCCCGACUUCAUGCCGUACCUGGGYGGAACACUGGGCAUCGCCAUCCGUCGGGGAGAAAUACCAGGACUCAGGGAUUAUCUUUUACACAUACGUCCUGACAGUGAAGACAACAAUAACAAUGGAAAUAGCAUGGUGAGGCAGUUUUGGGAACACACAUUUCAGUGUAGAUUUGCUCCAGCUCCAACAGCUUGGAUGGAAGCAGCAGGAGCGUUGUGCACUGGGGAUGAAGACAUAGAGAAUGUGGAGACGGAGUUUUUAGAUGUCUCUAACCUCAGGCCUGARUACAAUAUUUACAAGGCAGUGUAUGCUCUGGCAUACGCACUUGAUGACUUGCUGCGCUGUGAGCCAGGGAGAGGACCUUUCAGCGAGCACAGCUGUGCUGCUGUGCAGAACCUGGAGCCAUGGCAGGGAGAGUUCACAAAUGAAACAGACUCCAUGGAGUGCACCAGCUGUCCAGAGGACUUCUGGUCCAGCCCCCAGCAUGACCACUGUAUUCCAAAGAAAACAGAGUUCCUCUCCUACCAYGAGCCUCUGGGUAUCUGCCUGACAACCGCCUCACUGCUGGGCACGAUUAUCUCUGCUGUCGUCCUGGGCAUCUUCAUCCAUCACCGCAGCACACCCAUGGUGCGUGCAAACAAUUCCGAACUCAGCUUCCUGCUCUUGGUGUCACUCAAGUUCUGCUUCCUGUGCUCAGACACUGUUGUUUUGUGUGUUAGUUUUGAUGUCAUAGGAUUCAGACAGGCCCAKACCAUGGCCUUUGCUAUCGAUGAGAUCAACAGAAACUCCAACUUGCUGCCUAAUGUGACUCUGGGAUACAGUCUGUACGAUAACUGCCGCAGAUUAGGAAUCGGAUUCAGUGCAGCAAUGUCUUUAGCCAACGGUCAAGAGGAGCGGGUGACUUUACACGACACAUGUGUAGGAGCUCCUCCAGUCCUGGGGGUUGUGGGUGAUUCUUCCUCCAGACGUUCUAUUGCAAUCUCCACUGUCUUAGGUUUAUACAGAAUGCCUAUGGUGAGUUAUUUUGCAACAUGUUCCUGUCUGAGUGAUCGGCAAAAGUUCCCCUCCUUCUUUAGGACGAUCCCAAGUGAUGCUUUCCAGGUGCGUGCUAUGAUUCAGCUUCUGAAACGCUUCGGCUGGACGUGGGCAGGUCUGCUCAUCAGUGGCGAUGACUACGGAGUCCACGCCGCCCGAUCCUUCCAGUCUGACCUGGGUCCGUCUGGUGGAGGUUGUCUGGCCUACAUGGAGAUUCUGCCCUGGGGCGACGACCGAGCUGAGCUGAGGAGGAUUGUGAACUUGAUGAAGAAAUCCACAGCUCGUGUGGUCAUUGUGUUUGCACAUGAGAGUCACAUGAUUAACCUCAUGGAAGAGGUGGUGAGGCAGAAUGUGACAGGCCUGCAGUGGAUGGCCAGUGAAGCCUGGACAUCAGCUGCUGUGCUCCACACCCCCCACCUCAUGCCAUAUCUGGGUGGAACACUGGGCAUCGCCAUCCGUCUGGGAGAAAUACCAGGACUCAGGGAUUUUCUGUUAAAAAUACGUCCUGAUCCAUAUCACAACAACAGCUAUGACAAAAGCAUGGUAAAUCAGUUUUGGGAACACACAUUUCAGUGUAGAUUUGCGCCCCCUCCGGCAGGUUGGGUGGAGGCUGGAGGGGCGUUGUGCACUGGCCAGGAAGAUCUGGAGACUGUGGAGACAGAUUUUUUGGACGUUUCAAACCUCAGACCAGAGUACAAUGUGUAUAAGGCUGUGUAUGCUCUGGCUUAUGCCCUGCGUGACAUGCUGCAGUGUGAGCCAGGGAGAGGACCUUUCAGUGGGCACAGCUGUGGUGACCUACACAGACUGGAGCUGUGGCAGCUUGUAUAUUACUUGGAAGGCAUCAACUUCACCACAUCAUUUGGUGAUGAGGUGUCAUUUGAUGAGAAUGGUGAUGUCUUACCGAUCUAUGACAUCAUGAACUGGCAGUGGCUUCCUGGUGGAGGAACCAAAGUUGACAGAGUGGGUGAGGUUAAGAAAUCAGCCUCUAAAGGUGAAGAACUCACACUUCAUGACGACAAAAUCUUCUGGAACUUCCAAUCUAAACAGCCUCCACGGUCAGUAUGCAGUGACAGCUGUCCUCCAGGCACCCGCAUGGCCAGAAGGAAGGGGAAAGCACCAUGUUGCUUUGACUGCAUCCCUUGUUCUGAAGGAAAAAUCAGCAAUAAAACUGACUCCAUGGAGUGCACCAGCUGUCCAGAGGACUUCUGGUCGAGCCCCCAAAAUGACCACUGUGUCCCAAAGAAAACAGAGUUCCUCUCCUACCAUGAGCCUCUGGGUAUCUGCCUGACAACCACCUCCCUGCUGGGCACGUUUAUCUGUGCUGUCGUCCUGGGCAUCUUCAUCCAUCACCGCAGCACACCUAUAGUUCGAGCCAACAAUUCUGAACUCAGCUUUCAGCUCCUGUUGUCACUGAAGUUCUGUUUCCUGUGCUCGCUGCUGUUCAUCGGACGACCCAGAGCAUGGACGUGCCAGCUGAGACACGCAGCUUUUGGCAUCAGCUUUGUUCUUUGUGUGUCGUGUAUCCUGGUUAAAACCAUGGUGGUGCUAGCUGUGUUCAAGGCCUCCAAGCCAGGAGGGGGAGCCACUCUGAAGUGGUUUGGCUCUGUGCAGCAGAGAGGGACRGUUCUGGUCCUUACUUYUGUUCAAGCAGCAAUCUGCACUGCCUGGCUUGUGUCUGCUUCACCAGCUCCUCAUAAAAACACCCAGUACCACAAUGACAAGAUAGUGUAUGAGUGCGUAGUCGGCUCCACUGUUGGUUUUGCGGUGUUGCUUGGCUACAUUGGAUUACUGGCUGUGCUCAGUUUCCUGUUAGCCUUUCUGGCGAGGAAUCUCCCCGACAACUUCAACGAGGCCAAACUCAUCACUUUCAGCAUGUUGAUCUUCUGUGCAGUGUGGGUGGCCUUCGUCCCCGCKUAURUCARCUCCCCAGGCAAAUAYGCAGAUGCAGUGGAGGUAUUUGCCAUCCUGGCCUCUAGUUUUGGCCUCUUGGUGGCGCUGUUUGGACCUAAAUGUUACAUAAUCUUAUUGAGACCAGAGAGGAACACAAAGAAAGCCAUCAUGAAAAGAACUGAUAAUGAAAUUCAUAAAGAAAUAAAAUUACUGCAUGACUCACAAUGGGUGUUUUAUUAUUAUACUUUUCAUAAGUCACCACAUGCAUUUUUAAUU
Paralichthys olivaceus (Japanese flounder) is the source of this 4035-nucleotide messenger RNA. Lineage: Eukaryota; Metazoa; Chordata; Actinopteri; Pleuronectiformes; Paralichthyidae. The record is from RefSeq and is a predicted model, not a curated record.